This is a messenger RNA of Asterias rubens (European starfish), 4699 nucleotides long. RefSeq names its product DNA endonuclease RBBP8-like. The transcript has 9 exons. Gene Ontology annotation, cellular component: site of double-strand break. The record is from RefSeq and is a predicted model, not a curated record. Bases 111 to 2951 code for a protein of 946 amino acids. Gene Ontology annotation, biological process: double-strand break repair via homologous recombination; DNA double-strand break processing involved in repair via single-strand annealing. Gene Ontology annotation, molecular function: double-strand/single-strand DNA junction binding; Y-form DNA binding; damaged DNA binding. NCBI's taxonomy places the organism in Eukaryota, Metazoa, Echinodermata, Asteroidea, Forcipulatida, Asteriidae.
UCUGAACUUUGUGUGCGAAGGGAAAACACCCGCGGAAUGUAAUACAAUGAAGGUGGCGAUAAACAAGAUAACAGUUUGCGACAGAUGAAUACAUCUAAUUACUAUCAAUAAUGGAAACUGAAGAAGACUUAACGUCACUUGAUGCUUAUACAGAAAGUCCAGAGAUUAUUUCGGUUCCGUCAUGUUCCUCAAGCUUGUCGACCUCAACGAUCUCGUCACAAGACAAGCCAGAGAUGUUAAUGUCACUUCUACUGCAAAUACAACAGUUUCAUACUGCAGAGACGCAAAAGCUUCAUGAAAAAAACAACAAAUGGAAGACAAAAUGUAUAAAACUGGCUGAGGUUGCAAACACCAAUGCUAAUGCAGCAAAGAGGUACUAUAAGCACAACAAGCGCCUUGUGAUAAAAGUCAAUGAACUGGAACAUCAGCUGAAAGCUCUCCAGAGUCAAAGUCAUUUAGUGGGCUUCCGAUCUGAGAAUGCAAAGCAGGCACAUCCACCAAUUAAAGGUGCAGAAUUAUCAAAUAAACCUAGCAAUCAGGAGACAGUUCUUCGAAACCAUGACCUCCAACAUGAAGCCCAGUCUAUAGUUUCCUCAAAGCCACUCAGCAAGCUCACCUCAAAGAAAUUGCGCAAGAAAGUCAGAUAUUCUGAAAUUUCAUCCGAUGCGAUGCGUACAAAACAAUCAAGUGAAGCAACUGCUCACGCUGUUCCAGAAAUGGCUAAGAUUGGACCAUUUGAUCGUCAAAAGCUCAAUAAUAUUCAAGUAAUCGGAACACCCCAAGUUGCUCACAUUUUAGCACCAGACACAUGUCCAUCACCAACAAUACCUUCACCUUCACGCCAGAUGAAUCCAAGUUCGGGGGCCACUCCAUCUGUUCAUGAUAAAACCAACCCUUCAACUGUUAGACCUGUGCCAUGGAUUGAAGAAACUGGUCAUGCAUUUACCAUACCCGAGACCUUAGGAAUGGCUGUCGGUGACGUAACUACCUCAGUUAUAGACUUGACUGAGGAAAACCUGUGUGCACCAGCCUAUGAAAGCACUCCUGUUUGGGAAAAGCGAAAUAUUUCUUCCGUUUUAGAAUCUUCAAAGAACCGAGGAGAAGAUCGGUUCAUUCAGGAUCUAUCCAUGAAGAAGCUGUUUCCAGAGACUCCUGAUGGAAAGAAGCUCCUUGUAACCACAAUACCAAGAUCAGAGUCUCAGUUCCCUGUCGAUUUGUACAACACCCAGGUUAAAUCACCAACCUUCUGUGGUGGAGAGAGUUUGUUGACCACCCCCGAAAUCGCAGAUAGUAGCACCGGGCACAGGAACAAGGUUACUGUUUGUAAGAACGAACCAGUACCAUUUAGGGGUGAUAAUUAUGAUUUGUGUAACCAGGAUGAAACUUGUGAAUCAGAAGACUCAAUUCUGCUCCUAGGUCAAAGAGCAAUGGUUUCAGCAACAAAAACAGGUGAUUCGCAGGUGGUAAGUAGAUCUAAAUCAGACCAAGACGAUCAAAGAGAAGAGAUUGUAACGUCUCAAAAUUCGAAAAAGAAAAGUGCUGAGGUUCGAAAUGAAACUACAUCAGCUAAAGAUUUCUUAACAUCAACUUUCAAAAAAAAGAAAAGAUACCAUCCUGAAGACUCAUCAGACUCAUUUGGUGAGGAAACUGUUCUCCCGGACGCAUCAGAGCUUGGUAAGGAAAACAGUCCUGAAGGCCUUGAUGACUUGAGUAGUCGUACAUCUCCAAAUCUAUUCAGUGGUGAAAAGCAAGGAGAGAAGGACUUGAACUGUCUGGAAAAGAGCGCAGUGACGAAGGAAAAAGUGAUUGGACAGAAAUCUCUGAGACAGAGUAAGCUUAGUAAAAGUAUGUUCAAAGCUAGUGUGAACAGACCUUUAAGUCUCUUGCAAAAAUACAAUGGUGGCGACGCUGCAGGCACCAACAUAGAGUCUCAGUUGGACACGUACUUAAAUCAGGCCAUCAAACUUUCAUUAGUUGAGCAGAAGAAGUCUGCGCACAGUGAUACGGAAAGAACUAACAAAUCGGGUUUUAAGAGGAGGAGGGUAGAAGGUGCAGUAUCACCGUCCAAGGACGCAUCUGUAGGAUUCAAGAUUCCGAGCAUACCACAUCAAAAGAAACAGAGGCAAUUGGUUAGUCCUAUGCCAAACAGAGAGCAUUUGCCUCACAGCUUAGAAUUUACAAGCACACCGCAGGAUUUGAACGGAUCAAUCGAUCCUCUCAUGGACCUGACCAGGUUGGAAAGCGACGGGGCAUUAUCACCCGGCGAGAUGGAUCUCAGCAGGGAGGAGGGAUACCCCAGGAGUGGUAGGGGCGACUAUCCGGGUCAAGAGGCUGAGUUUGAAGGUGAUGAAGGGAACGAUAGCUGUGUGGAUCUGUUUCAGGAAGAUGGAGAAGAUUAUGAGGAUGAGGAAGUGAUAGAUGAGGAGGCAGUAGAAGGGGUGGAAAUGGAGGAGGAGGAAGGGGAGGAGGAGGAGGAGGAGGAGGCAGGGGAUGAGGGCGUUGAUGAGGACAGUGGUGAGGAAAUGGACAGAUCUGUGGACAGACUCGACGUAACGGGAUACAUCAACAAUUUUGACAAAGUACCUGAGAAGAAUGAGCAGCCGAACUUCAAGUACACCGAGGUAGUGCGUAAACGAGAUGAGCGACAGAAACUCAAGGGAUUCGGCUGCAAGGAAUGUGAUAGAUUUUACGGGAAUUUGAAGCUGACCGAUGCUGAGAGGGAGGUGAGAAUGAAGGAAUGUUCCAGACACAGAGCUCAGUUCAGUCCACCAAACACUCCGGACCACUACUGGUCCAUUGGAUUCCCAGACACUCAGACAUGUAUACAGAGAGGUUACAUUAAUGAGGGUGGAAAUAGUCCAGAUAGGCGGGUACGAAAGAAGAACAAGUACAAGGUGAAGAGAAUCCUUGGGAAAGAGGUUGAAGAGGAUGACAAUGAGAUGGAUGGAUAGCCCGAUCAACUGAUACUUCACACAGAGGCAACAGUAUUGUGCUUGGAAGGUUUCUGUGCUUACAGGCUCUGUGAAAUUUGGCACUGAUAGUAAGACCUGGCGAUUGGACCUGUCGUCGAUUUCACCAAACUCUUUCUAAACUAAGGAUUAAUCUUAGGACUGUGUCAGUUCCGUAUCCAAAGACGUCUGAACCCAUCCUAAGUUUAAAGUUAGGACAGGUUACUUGCCUCCUAGCGUUUCUUGAAAUCGGCUUCUGGCCAUACAAGUGCAUCAUGCUCACAUAAUCAAUGGCAUGCUAUUGCUUUGCAUGCACAAAUUCAUUUUUAGGUAAUAUGCAAGCAAUGUUUAUCCGCCAGAUGAAGCGGUUAGUUCUAACACAAACGCAUGUCUUUAACUUUACGUAUGAAGACUAAUGAAUAGGGGACUUUACAAGACACUAGGUAGCAUGUAAGCUUCCGUUGUUUAACUAGCCCUGACUGAGCAUGUGCACAUUAUUAUGUUUAUGUCUUGGAAAAAAUAAUAUACUCAUUAUUUUGUUAACUUUUUGGGGGGAAAAAUAAAAGUUAUUAUUGGAAAAUAUUAAUGUAUUUAAGAUGGUACACGUAUUCCUUUUGAAAAUUAUUUAUUCUUAUAAUGAAAUUUAAAAAAAUUUGCAAAUUUAAAGUGAACCUGGUGUUUUUCUAGAAGAGUGAAAAGUAUUUAAGAGAACAAGGUCAAUAAUUAAAAGGAAAAUUAAUAAAUUAUAAAUUAAUUGGUCACAAGAUGAAAGUUGGCGUAAUAAUUUGACUGGGCAAUUACAUUAUUUUAUGUUACAUUUAAAAAACUGCAAUACAAUUUUUUUUUACAUGUUAAUAAUUUUAUCUUAGAGGGGUAACACAAUUUUCAUUUUGCAAAUGGCGCAACUACUGGAAACGGUAUUAUGGAAAACUUUUGAAGGGGCACCAGGGCCAAGUUUAAAACUCUGUCAAGAGCACAACAACAAAAGCACAGGGCAUCGUGGCAAUUACUGUGGGUGCCCUGGGGUAUUUCGGGGCCUGGUAUUAAAGAUGCUAACUAUGUCAGAUUUUUUGGCCGAUUUGACCCAGACAUUUUUAUUUAAAAUUCAUAAGAAACGUUUUAAAUUUUUGUCAUGGUUCCUGACCAUUAAAAGUAAAAGUUAAACUUUUAACUUUAUGCUGUUAUAUGAACCUGGUUUAGACUCAAGUGGAAACCAGACCAACAAAGUAUAACAUUUCAGACACAAGCAACUUGAACGUAUUGCAAAAUAGAGGAAACUGUCGGGAUUGCAAUGCCAAUCUUUGUAGUGUUUUUCAUUUUUCUACGGCCAGUUGGCCUUGAAUGAAAUUGAAGGAAAACGGAGGAACUCUCAGCUGUAAAGUUUUGAUUUUUUUUUUGUGGUUGUAAAUAAUUAUGCUUAAUACUUGCGAAUAUAAAAAGCAAUCAAAUAACAGGACCAUACAGACGUGCUUACUUUUGUACUUAGUUCCCUAUAAUAAUAUGCUUUCUAGAAUUGAAUUUAAAAGUUACUUUUGCUCUUUUUUGUUAUUUUGCUUCCCUUUACUGGAUAUGAUGUACAUGAAUUGUUUUGUUUAAAUUGUUUAACAUUGUCUCUGCUUCUCGAACAUCUCUUUAGAUUGAUUUGCGCAUUACAAAUGCCCAUUAUUUUGAUUUAUAACCGUGUGUGAAAUUAAACUAAUUUGUAUACAGAUCUAACUUCACUUUGUCAUUAAGAAAGUGGUUUAAACCUC